Messenger RNA from Manacus vitellinus (golden-collared manakin), 7978 nucleotides. RefSeq names its product Janus kinase 2 (gene JAK2). The transcript is spliced from 28 exons. Bases 437 to 3826 code for a protein of 1129 amino acids. Lineage: Eukaryota; Metazoa; Chordata; Aves; Passeriformes; Pipridae. Gene Ontology annotation, biological process: cell surface receptor signaling pathway via JAK-STAT; cytokine-mediated signaling pathway; intracellular signal transduction. Gene Ontology annotation, cellular component: membrane; cytoskeleton; cytosol. Gene Ontology annotation, molecular function: histone binding; ATP binding; cytokine receptor binding. The record is from RefSeq and is a predicted model, not a curated record.
CGGGCGGACGCUGCCUGCGCGCCGGGCUGCUCUGCCAGCGCCGCUGGUCUAAUUAGAACCUGAUUGUGGCCUUGUCACCUCUGCAGUCAGUGACAGAUACAUUAUGUCCCACCACUGCUUAUGUGCCUGCUUUGUCUGACUUUCUGUGGAUUCCAGCAGCGAGUGACUUGUGACAUGCUUAUUUAAAGGGCUUCAUCACUCCCAUGUAUAAUACAGAGAUUUCUCUAGUGAUAAAAAGGGAUCUCUGGAUGGAGCAAAGCAGGGAAGACUAACUGUGUUCAACUGGAGACUUGUUUGCUAAGAAAUACACGUGAAAGCAGUUUUCUUUUGUUUUUCACACCAUUGGUUUAACUAGCAUGUUUUAAUUGGACAGAUGAGCACACACUGUCUAAAAUCCAGUGAUAGGCAAAUGCUCUGAACAGAACCAAAACGAACUAUGGCUUGUCUUACAAUGACAAAUAUGGAAAGCACAGCAACUGCUUCUGUCCACCAGAAUGGUGACAUCCAUGGAAAUACCAGUGCACCCAGGCAGACAGAACCAUUACUUCAAGUGUACCUUUAUCAUUCUCCUGGGAAGACAGGAGAAGAUUACCUUCAAUUUCCAGCUGGAGAAUAUGUUGCAGAAGAGCUUUGCGCUGUUGCCUGUAAAGCCUGUGGUAUCAUGCCAGUGUACCAUAACAUGUUUGCGCUCAUGAGUGAAACAGAUAGAAUGUGGUAUCCCCCGAAUCACACCUUCCAUGUAGAUGAAGCAACUAGACUCAAGCUAAUUUACCGGAUAAGGUUUUAUUUUCCGCACUGGUAUUGCAGUGGCACCAACAGAGCGUAUCGGUAUGGCAUUCUUCGCGGUGCAGAAAGCCCUGUUCUUGAUGAUCUUGUCAUGUCUUAUCUAUUCGCGCAGUGGCGAGCUGAUUUUUUGGAGGGAUGGGUACAGAUGCCUGUUACUCACGAAACACAAGAAGAAUGCCUUGGAAUGGCUGUUCUAGAUAUGAUGAGAGUGGCCAAAGAAAAGGACGAAACCCCACUGGCUAUUUACAAUUCAGUCAGCUACAAAACAUUUUUACCUAAAUGUGUGCGAGCAAAAAUCCAAGACUACCACAUUUUGACACGAAAAAGAAUAAGGUACAGGUUCCGCAAAUUUAUACAACAGUUUGGCCAAUGUAAAGCUACUGCCAGAAACUUGAAACUUAAGUAUCUUAUAAAUCUGGAAACCCUUCAGUCUGCCUUCUAUUCAGAGGUUUUUGAAGUAAAAGAACCUGGUGGAGGUCCUGGAGAGGAAAGCUUUGCAACCAUUGUCAUAACUGGAAAUGGUGGAAUUCAGUGUUCGAGAGGAAAACUUAAAGACUGUGAAACGCUUGCAGAGCAGGAUUUACAAACGUACUGUGAUUUUCCUGAUAUCAUUGAUGUCAGCAUUAAACAAGCAAGCCAAGAAGGCUCCAGUGAGAGAAGAAUUGUCACUAUUCACAAACAAGACAGCAAGAAUCUGGAAGCUGAAUUUCAGUCGUUAAGAGAAGCUCUCUCCUUUGUAUCAUUAAUUGAUGGAUAUUACAGAUUAACUGCAGAUGCCCAUCAUUAUCUCUGUAAAGAAGUAGCACCACCAUCAGUCUUGGAAAAUAUCCAAAGCAACUGUCAUGGACCAAUUUUCAUGGACUUCGCUAUCAGUAAACUGAAGAAAGCAGGUAAUCAGACUGGUUUCUACGUUCUUCGCUGCAGUCCUAAAGAUUUUAAAAAGUACUUCCUUACCUUUGCUAUAGAGCGUGACAAUACUACAGAUUAUAAGCAUUGCUUAAUUACAAAGAAUGAGAAUGGAGAAUAUAAUCUUAGUGGAACGAAGAGAAGUUUUAGUAAUCUGAAGGAUCUCUUGACCUGUUACCAGACAGAAACUGUCCGUUCAGACAGCAUAAUUUUCCAGUUCAUCAAAUGCUGUCCUCCAAAACCCAAAGAUAAAUCAAAUCUCCUAGUCUUCAGAAGCAAUAGUGUUUCUGAUGUACCAUCAUCACCUACGCUACAGAGACACAACAAUGUCAAUCAGAUGGUCUUUCACAAAAUCCGCAAUGAGGACUUGAUAUUUGAGGAGAGUCUUGGACAGGGCACAUUUACUAAGAUUUUCAAAGGUGUAAGGAAAGAAGUGGGAGACUAUGGCCAGCUCCAUCAAACUGAAGUUCUUUUAAAGGUGCUGGAUAAAGUGCAUAGAAACUACUCUGAGUCCUUCUUUGAGGCAGCAAGUAUGAUGAGCCAGCUUUCUUACAAACAUCUGGUGUUAAAUUAUGGAGUCUGCGUAUGUGGAGAAGAGAACAUCCUUGUACAAGAAUAUGUAAAAUUUGGAUCCUUGGACACAUAUUUGAAAAAGAACAAAAACAUUAUCAAUAUUUUGUGGAAGCUGGAAGUAGCUAAACAGUUGGCAUUAGCCAUGCAUUUUCUGGAGGAUAAAGGCCUUGUUCAUGGGAAUGUCUGUGCAAAAAACAUCUUGCUUAUCAGAGAGGAAGAUAGGAAGUCUGGAAGCCUUCCAUUUAUAAAACUAAGUGAUCCUGGCAUCAGUAUUACAGUUUUGCCAAGAGACAUUCUUCUUGAGAGAAUACCAUGGGUUCCUCCUGAAUGUAUUGAGAAUCCCAAACAACUAAGCCUGGCCACGGACAAAUGGAGUUUUGGUACCACUUUGUGGGAAAUCUGCAGUGGAGGAGACAAACCCCUGAGUGCACUGGAUUCUUCAAGGAAACUACAGUUUUAUGAAGAUAGGCACCAGCUUCCUGCCCCCAACUGGACAGAACUUGCAAACCUUAUAAACAACUGUAUGGAUUAUGAGCCAGAUUUCAGGCCUUCUUUUAGGGCAAUUAUACGUGAUUUGAACAGUUUGUUCACUCCAGAUUAUGAGCUAUUGACAGAAAGUGACAUGUUGCCAAAUAUGAGAAUUGGAGCACUUGGAUUUUCUGGUGCUUUUGAAGAUCGGGACCCAACACAAUUUGAAGAAAGACAUCUUAAGUUUUUACAGCAACUUGGCAAGGGAAAUUUUGGCAGUGUUGAGAUGUGCCGGUAUGACCCACUGCAGGAUAAUACCGGAGAAGUGGUGGCUGUGAAAAAGCUGCAACAUAGCACAGAAGAGCACCUUAGGGACUUUGAAAGAGAAAUUGAAAUACUUAAGUCUCUGCAGCAUGAUAACAUCGUUAAAUACAAAGGAGUAUGCUACAGUGCAGGUCGUAGGAAUCUAAGAUUAAUUAUGGAAUAUUUGCCAUAUGGAAGUUUACGAGAUUAUCUUCAGAAACACAAGGAGAGGCUGGACCACAAGAAGCUUUUGCUGUAUGCGUCUCAGAUAUGCAAGGGCAUGGAGUAUCUGGGUACGAAAAGGUACGUUCACCGGGAUUUAGCAACAAGAAAUAUCUUGGUGGAGAAUGAGAACAGAGUUAAAAUUGGAGAUUUUGGAUUGACAAAAGUCUUGCCACAAGACAAAGAAUACUACAAAGUGAAAGAACCUGGUGAAAGUCCUAUAUUUUGGUAUGCUCCAGAAUCUCUGACAGAAAGCAAAUUUUCUGUGGCCUCAGAUGUGUGGAGUUUUGGUGUCGUCUUGUAUGAACUCUUCACUUAUAUUGACAAAAGCAAAAGCCCACCAGCUGAAUUCAUGCGCAUGAUUGGCAAUGAUAAACAAGGGCAGAUGAUUGUAUUUCAUUUGAUAGAGCUUUUGAAGAAUAAUGGACGACUACCAAGACCAGAUGGAUGUCCUGAUGAGAUUUAUGCUAUCAUGAAAGAAUGCUGGAACAAUAAUGUUGCCCAGCGUCCCACCUUUAGGGAUCUUGCUCAGCGAGUGGAUCAUAUAAGGGAAAACAUGGGUGGAUGAGACAACUACCCCUCCUUCAGAGGAUGUGUUGGAAUGCAGAACAAAAUGUACCUGGUCUGCUGUGUAUAAUUGACAUAUGUGUGCAUCUUAUCCUUGCUGGAAGUAAAAUCUGUGUGGCAAAUAUCCUAUCUCAAUCUGCAUGCUGAGGAAUCCUGCUGGGUUUUUUUAUCAGGAUAUACUUGUUACUGUGAGAACAUGCUGAAAUUCUCAACAGGAAGAGAAAUUACUUUUCUAAAUAAAAUAUAUGGUCAUUCAACACCACCAUUAUUUGCCUUACUUGGCAAUGCAAAAAAGAGGUGACUUAUAAUGCAGUGAGAUUUAGAGAUGAAAAGACAGUGUAUGUCCUUGUUGAAAUGGAGAUGCGGAGAAAAGACUUCUAGAAAUCCUUCCACACUGAGUAUAUAGUGACUUAGCAUCCUGUUUUGUGUGUUGCACAAGGACUUCUGUUUGUUAAUACAGUUUAAUGAUAUUUUCAUUGUUGAUGCAGAAAUGGCUUCUCUGUGUAACAAAAUAGAAGUGUUUAUGUAACACAGGAACUUCUAAUGUGCCUGUCUGAAUCAGUUAUCAGCCAGCAGUAUAUCCAAAGAGGUGUGAAGCUGUGUGAUGUACUGUAAGUAUUUUGAGAGAAAGGGAGCAAAUUGUUCAUUCUUUGGAGAGCCAAAAAUGUACUCAUCCACAUGAAAAUUUUAAUUUAAAAAUGAAAAAGCAAACAUGUUAUCUAUUUUUUCUUACUCAUCUUUUCCUUUGUUGAGUAGGUAUCAGAUUCUCUUUAUAGAAUUGAAGAUACAGUGAUAACAUGUAGAAGUGAAGCCAUUUUAUACAAGGCAGUGUAUUCAGUUUGAAUAAGAAAAAGCUAAACAUACUGCUUUUAAAUGCUGCUCUUUUAUUCUCUCCAUCUUUGUAAUUGUCAUGCAGUCAUAGGUGUAUCUACACAUUGGGAACUUUUAAAGCAGGAUUAGAAAUCUAGAAAAUGCCCUCCAUUUCACAAUUCCUUACUUUGCUGUUAAGAUGAUCACCUUAUACCUUCCUUCCAGUACAGAAAAAGAAUACUUAUGGCCCAGUAUCUGAUACGGCCAGUCACAACCACGUCAAGCCUCUUUUGUCAUGAAGUGGCCCAAGUUACCUCCUGUUUCUUUCUGUGGUAAUACCCAACAUGAGACUGUUGGGAAGGAGGAAUUACAAGUGCAAUUGCUCCACAAUCAGCAGAGGGCAAAAACAUGAUUCCAGUUACUGAGAACUGGAAGGAGAUCAGAGCUACCUGAAUUCUCUAUAAUUCAGAUUUUGGAAUAAGUCUAACAAAAAUUUAUGGACAAGACAGCGCUUCGGUUUUGCCUUCAGGCAUGAAACUUGGGGAUAAUCUCAUAUCUCAAAGCAGUAAAAUUGCAGGGUUUGUGUAUUUUUAGUUCAAAUAAUCAUGUUUGUUUGUUUGUUUUUACAUAAGCAUUAUUGUUUGCAAAGUACAAACCUUGUUCUUCUUGGACUUCUGCUGAGAGAAGUUCAGUUAAGGGGAUAUACAACUUGGCAAACUGACCUGACAUCCAGCUUUGUAUUUAAAGUCAAGUGUUCAUUUUUAAAAUUUGUGGCAGUGAAUCAGUUAAACAGAGGAGUUAUUUUGACUGUGGGGUGUCCUUAAGAUUUGUGCUUAACUGCAUCCAUCUUAUCAGAAGUUUAAGAAUCUCGACUUUUAAAAAUUUUUUUAAAUAAUCCUUAUUUAGUGUAACAUAGUGCCAGUAUAGCAGUGUUUUGUACCACUAUGAUGUUUCUCUCCCACAAUCACUCCUACAAAAUUACAACUUAUUGUAUGAGAGAGUUCAUUUCAUUCAUUCAUGGCUAGGCUUUGUGAACGAAGAUUUGGGAGAGUGCUAAAUAGGGAGAACAGCAUCAGCCCUCUUUCUGCCCAUUGCAUUUAAAAGUAUUUCUGUUGAUUUUCUUGCCACCAAGCACUUGCACAAAUGAUUUUUCAAACUAAUUUCAGUCAGUUUUUAAGUUGCGAAGAACUUUGAAGUACUUUGUUCAGCUUAACGUGUUUUCUCAAUUUCUCUACAUUGCUUUGAAGAUUUGAAAUUUUGUGCAAAAAAUGUCUUUGCAUUUGUAGUCUCAGUUGUGUGUUCAUGUUUUUUGUAACAAAAGGAGAUAAAGCUUUAAAGCAUUGAAACAGCAUUUUAGCUGGAUAACAUAUGCAGGAAAUAUGUAAAAUCUGCAGUGUAUGACACUCAGUAGCUAACUGGUUUCCAAUAUGUAGUAGACUAAGCAUAAUUUAUGUAAAAAUCUCAGGGAAGUUUGUGUAAUGCAAUGAAGAAAUCUUCCAGUCUGCUACUUUUUCAAGUGAAUAAAAGGUCUUUUUCUUGUUCUACUACAGUAUGACUGAUUACAUAGUCUAUUUGAUUGCAUAAAUGUAGUGUUGAACACCACAAUAAUUUUUAAGUGUCUUGUGGAAUUUUAUUUUUUUUUUACUUUGAUACUAUAUCAUUUUUAGAGAAAGCCAUAUCUUUACACUGCAGUAUAAUUUUGUGCUGUUGGUCAGGAACAUAUAGUCUUUUGUAACAACCAGAAGCCUGUGCAGAGGGCUUGAUCAUUUGUGAUGAGUGUAUGAGUGUUCUUAGCUGGGUGAAUAGGACCAAGUAGCACUUAGGACUCUAGGGGGAUGUAUGGUCAUCUGCAGUGUUGAUAUUGAGAUCCCAGAGCAGACCCAAUGGUUUUCUCAAAAAGCUGUUGAGGAUGUAAAUGCAGUGAUUUUGCUGAGUUUGCUACUGCCAAUGGUGUAACUUUUUAAAAAACAAAACAAAACAGAAAAAACCCACAAAAAAACAGUGUAUUUUGAAAGCUCUCAGAUCUACAGUAGCAUUGUUAAUGUCAUAUUUUUAUAUAGCCUGUGUAUUAACAGCCUAAGUUCUUUGUUUUAGAAACUUUAUUCAGUUGGCAUUGCAUUUGUCAUACUUUAGUGUAAUCAUUAUGCUACCCAAAAUGCAAAUGGAUGGGCUUUGGGUUUAUUGUUGUUGUUGUUUUGGGUUUUGUUUGUUUUGUUUUUUUGUUUUUGUAGAAAAAGUGCUGGUUUAUGUAUACAUGACUGCUCCUACAAUGUAGAAUUAAAAUAUUAACUAUUGCUUUGCACUUACAUUUGAAGUGAAAGAAUUUUUUAUAAGUGCACAAUAUAUCUUAUAGAAUCUCUGAAAUCAAGUAUUGUGUAGUAUAAUAUUGGUUUGUUGUCUAUCAGUAUAAAGAUGUUAAGUUUCAAAAUUAUUUUAAAAAUAUAUUCCACAAACUUGCAACAGUCAUGUAGUAAGCCAGAGGAGGAAUGAAUUUUCAGAAAACCCACGUUGUUGUCAAGUCCUGGUAUUGGUUAAAAGCUUCCAUAGUUGAGAUAGUUGUUCCUAAAUGUGCAGGUGAAUUUAACUGUAAAAAUAUAUGUAAAAACUGUGGUUUUUCCCAAAAUUAAGUUUUUAAUCGUUGCAUUUAGUUGAGAUGUUGCCUUGAAAUGUGUGGGAAAAGAUGUUACUGUAUGAAAUAUGAAGAAAUGUGACUCUUCCGUAAAGCAAGGUAACUUUUCAGGAAUGCAGGAUCACAAACACCCAGAGGAUAGAGUUCUGAGAGCAAAAGUAGAGGUGUAGAUCAAGAAGACUAAAGGAAAAAGGCUGAAGUUCAGCGCUGAAGAAGUUUUCUGAAAUGUGAAAUGCGCAAUGAAUUAUGAAAAAACGAUGUCUACUGAAAAUGCCAUACCAUGACAAAUAUAUGCUAAUGUAUUUCUAAACUUGCGUAUUGUCUGCCUUAAGUCUAAAAUACUCACAGAGACGUAACCUGACUGAAAAAGUUACAAGAAUUACUAUACCAAAAGAAACUGCUUAAUGUUGUGCCAUGCCAGACAACAAUUUUGAAAAGGUGUUUGGUUAAGAAUUUUUCUUCUGAAUUUUUCUUUUUGAAUAAGAGUUUUACAGUACUUUAUAUUAAAGUAGAGAAAGUCCCUUGGCAGUGGGGAAGUGGGGGGAGAGAAGGCACCUGCUACUUAUGGUUGAACUGCAAACAUUUGAGCACGUGGUUUACUGAAGAGAACAUGAAAGGGAUAUUUUUUAGAAAACUGUGUAUCAAUACCUGAAACUUAACUGUGUGUUUCUUUUGAGUUUGGAUAGUGAAAAUAAAAAAACUAAAUACAAUGAA